AUGAAUGAGCCCGAAGGACUGCGGUUAAGGAGGUUGAACAGACCUCAAGUAAUUAGAGAUGAAGCCCAUGAACCCCAGUACAAAAGCACAAGCACUUACAGUGGGAAGUUGUUUCGUGUGACAUUCCUGACACUAGUGUCUCUCGUGCUCUUCCCACUGCUCGUGCUCGUGUUCCUGCUGGAGUCUCCCAUUCAUCCAGAGGUGUUCAGUCUGAAUGAACCCCCUCUGAUGACUGGCUGUUACGAGCCCAACCUAAAACUCAGACAGGCCGAGCGACUGUUUGAGGACCUGCUCAUCGGCCCAGAAUCCCUUGCUAACAUUGGAGAUGUUUUCUACACUGGGACGGCGGAUGGAAAGAUCCUCAAAAUCGAGGGAAGGAACAUUCAUGUGUUAGCAACACUUGGCAAGCCACCGUGUGGCUCUCAGGAGCAUGAACACACCUGUGGACGUCCUCUGGGAAUCCGGGUGGGGCCUAAUGGCACCUUGCUCGUAGCGGAUGCCUAUUUGGGACUGUUUGAGGUCAAUCCUGUCACCGGUGAGGUGAAGUCUCUGGUGAGCACAGGGAAGAUGAUCGGGGGUCGGCGUCUGGGUUUCCUCAAUGAUCUGGACGUGACUCGGGAUGGGAAGAAGGUGUACUUCACGGACUCCAGCAGCAGAUGGCAGCGCAGGGACUUCAUGCACCUGAUCAUGGAAGCCACGGCAGAUGGACGUCUGCUGGAGUAUGAUACCGAGAGCAGGGAAGUGACCGUGAUGAUGGAGAACCUGAGGUUUCCAAACGGCAUCCAGCUCUUCCCUGAUGAGGAGUCUGUUCUCGUGGCUGAAACCACCAUGGCCAGAAUAAGGAGGAUUCAUGUUUCGGGUCUCAUUAAAGGAGGGAUGGAUACAUUUAUAGACAACCUCCCGGGAUUUCCUGACAACAUCCGGCGCAGUUCUUCCGGUGGAUACUGGGUCUCCAUGUCCGCUGUGAGACCCAACCCUGGCUUCUCCAUGCUGGACUUCCUGUCCCAAAGACCCUGGUUAAAGAAGCUCAUAUUUAAGCUGUUCAGUCAGGACACUCUGCUGAAGUUCGUGCCGCGCUACAGUCUGGUGGUGGAGCUGCAGGACGGAGGGUCAUGCGUGCGCAGCCUCCACGACCCACACGGCUUGGUGGCGGCGUACAUCAGCGAGGCGCACGAGUACAACGGCCAGCUGUACCUGGGCUCCUUCCGCUCGCCGUAUCUGUGCAAGCUGGAUCUGAGCAAAGUGUGACACAUCACCAGCCAUUUCACCACACAAACAGAUUCUGAAGCUAACAUCAACAAGACUUACUAACCACACAGUCCCUUCGUCUGAUCACCGUUCUCUUCAUUUAGCUCUGAUAGAUGCCUGUGCUUUUGUUCCAUUAACCCGUGUGGGUGACUUUCUUUCUUUUUUUAGAGACGUGCAGUGUGUAAUAAGCUCUCUGACAGGCUGUUUUUUUUUUUUAUCUUAAGAAGUGCCAUUACUAUUUUAGUUUUUCCCCCUUGUGACAUAUUUUCUGCAGUUUCUGUACAUGCAUUAUUUGCACCGACUGUCUUCUGGUCCUUAAAAUAGAGCUGCUAACAGUUUGUGAUACAAGGCACUGUGAUAUAAAACGAGAUGACUGGUAAAAACAUUAAUAAUUUCCGUGGGUGGCAUCAUCGAGAUGCUGUUUAGUGGAAGUGAAAGGGUAUUUUGAUGUCAUUAUUAAAUGAAUCUGCUGAAACACACUACUAUAAUCAUCUCCGGUUCUAGAAAUGCUCCGGCGUUUGAAUGUUUUGGUUCGUUUUUAAUUGAGUGGUUGAAAUCACCAUUUGUAUAUGUUGCUGAAACGAGAUCUGCGUCACUCUCGGCUGGUUUCGUAGUAUUUAGCACACCUUUACACAAGUAUCUGCGUGUUUAAAGUUCAUAUUUACGUCUUUAAGAAUUAUCAGCAAUAAUAUACGUUAACCGUGGUUCUCAACUGGUGAGGUGUGACCCACGUGAUUGGACAACAG
This is a messenger RNA of Carassius auratus (goldfish), 1994 nucleotides long. RefSeq names its product adipocyte plasma membrane-associated protein-like. The record is from RefSeq and is a predicted model, not a curated record. Lineage: Eukaryota; Metazoa; Chordata; Actinopteri; Cypriniformes; Cyprinidae. Gene Ontology annotation, cellular component: endomembrane system. Gene Ontology annotation, molecular function: arylesterase activity. Bases 1 to 1248 code for a protein of 415 amino acids. The transcript has 9 exons.